Ictalurus furcatus (blue catfish) is the source of this 2745-nucleotide messenger RNA. It is a transcript of the gene zcchc7, whose product is annotated as zinc finger, CCHC domain containing 7. NCBI's taxonomy places the organism in Eukaryota, Metazoa, Chordata, Actinopteri, Siluriformes, Ictaluridae. The record is from RefSeq and is a predicted model, not a curated record. Bases 70 to 1872 code for a protein of 600 amino acids. The transcript is spliced from 9 exons. Gene Ontology annotation, molecular function: zinc ion binding; nucleic acid binding.
CUUUGUGCUCGCUUGUGUGUGUGCGCUCGGAAAGCUUUAAUUGAUCCCGUAUUCAAGCUGUCGAUCGAGAUGUUCUCAUGCUACCAGUGGCCGGAAGACUACGAAGACGAGCUGUACGGCGAGGGCGAACACGAUGAUGAUGAUGAUGAUGAGGACUCCGAGCCUAACAGCGAUCUCGAGUUCCACCUCUAUUCUCAGCUCCACUACUGCACCGAUGACCCGGAGAACCGUGAGGAGAACCGUCCCGAGAACCGUCCCGAGAACUGUGAGGAGAACCAGGGCAGCUCCGGUCAUGAGACACCUCAGGAACCUCAAGCUGGCCGGAGAGUCCAACCUCCUGCUUCUCCUCCGGAUGAAGUCAUUCUGAUCGACUCGGGCCCGGACAUCAUCACGCUUUCGGACAACACAGAGGAGGACGACAGCGUGUGUACCAGGAAAGGUCAGAGGUCAAAAGGGAAGGGAGGGGCUCCCGUCUCGCAGCCUCAGCACCUUUGUCAAAAAAGCGAAGCCGUCCAUGAAGAAGUGGUCGUCCUGGAUUCGGAGUCGGACCAGAGUUCAGAUCCGGAGUCGAUUCUGCCGUACGUGAUGGCUCCGGAUUCGGAUUCGGACUCGGAUUCGGACGGAUUGGAGAGCUGGAUGGUCCUGGGUCAGGGAAAGGAGGAAGGAGACCGAGACAUACAGCUUAAUGUCUUUCCGUUCCACAAAAGGGACCAGCCAGAGUUUGGCAGCAUCAGAGGCGACGUGCAGAACUGGGCCGUCUCGAACAAAGACAAGCAGGCUCUCAUCUGCAACAAGGUUGGCAGUUCGAGACGCACCCCGAAUCGCUACUACUCCAACAAGACGGUCACCUGCCGCAACUGCGACAAGCUCGGCCACCUCUCCAAAAACUGCCCCGCGCCCAAGAAGGUGCUGUGUUGUUCGCUGUGUGGUGUUCAGGGCCAUUUCGUGAAGAGCUGUCCGAACCGCCACUGCUCAAACUGCGCUCUUCCAGGUCACACGUACGACGACUGUCUGGAGAGAGCGUACUGGCAAAAACGCUGCCGCCGCUGCGCCAUGACCGGCCACUCCGCCGACGCCUGUCCUGACAUCUGGAGGCAGUACCACCUCACGACGACGGCGGGGCCUCCGGUCAGAUCCCCUCGUCCUGCCGCUCGCAGAUCUCACGCGUACUGCUACAACUGCUCUGGCGAGGGACACUUCGGACAUGAGUGCGCAGAGAGGAGGAUGUUUAACAGAACGUAUCCCACGCUGCCUUUCGCCUCCUCGUACGACACCCAGCACGACAUCACGAGCAGAGCGCAUCGGGCUCACCUCCAAGCCGAAGAGCUCAGAAAGGCGGGGCUUCUAGUGCAGGCCAGAGACGCUCCGACCCGGCAGCCGCCCCGGAAAAAAUCCAAAAACGCACAUUUCCGGUGGACCCCGCAGCCGCCACGGAAAAAUGCACAAUUUUGGUCGACUCCGCAGCAGCCCUGGAAAAAAGCCAAAAACGCACAUUUGCGGUCCGCACCGGUCCCUCAGACACCCGACACGUGCACGCUGAAGAGACGCAUCGCUCACACGCCUAAACAAUCUCCCCGGGGUAUCCACACGCACUGGCACGAGGACAUGAGGACGAGCACGCCCGAGCUCACGGGCAAGAGAAAGCACAAGAAGCGGAAGCGAACCGUGACGAACGGAGAACCGGACUUUCCGCGAGGCUUCCGGAAAAGUCCCCCCGACGAAGGAGCGCACUUUCGCACUCCACCGCACAGAGGGAGGAAAAGCCCGGCAGUGCUGUUUGGCUCGGGAAAGAGCAAAAAGAAGAACAAGGAGGAGGAAUGGGAGAGGAAGGAGAACCUGUUUAUGAUCAAACAAAGGAAGCGUAGGAGAUAGUGUGUGUGUGUGAGAGAGAGAAGGAAUGGUGAAGGACUAGUAAGUAAAGUUCUGGCUUUUCUUUGUCUCCCUCUAGUGUUCAUCUUGAGUAUUACAGUCAUUGAGACGCAAUAGAGAUGGUGAUGGAGUUGCAGCACUGAUAACACAAAACACCAGUCAGUUCUGGCCCGGUUCCUCCGUAACCUCCUGCAGAUGAUCUGUCUGUAACAGUAACACGCAAACGACAAUCUGUAAACCCUUUUUCCAUCUCAGCAGCUACGAAAAGCUUUUUCAAGCUUCUGGUUUGUUCCUCCAACCAAUUAGCGAACACACCGGGCGUUUUAACGUUCGCUCCGAAGGAUCUUUCAGGAAAAAAACGGACAGAAAUACUCUGCUUGCACACAAGUUUGUAGAAUCUUUCUACUUCUAAGUUGUGUACACGGCGAAUAAAAGCAGGAGUGGGGUUUUUAUUGUUUCGUUUUUUUGGGUGGUAAAUCUUCACUUUUUUUAAAAAAAAAGGACAUUUUAGCAUGAAUUAUUUACUAGCGAGCGUUUUCACUAAGCCGCUGGGAGAUUCGUCUGUAUUCGCACUCCAAUGGACGACUCGGACCCUCAGACGGGAGUCUAGGAAGCAAAGUGGGUGGAGCAUGCGCUCGUUCCAGAAAGCUGGAACAGACUGCAUGGAAGUGCUGAGAGCCAAUCAGAGUCCAAGCUUUUAAGAUCCUGACGCUCGUUGCCAGAAAAGUGCACAAAGGAUGCACGAGAGGUUUUCUACUUACGGAGAGCAAGACGACAUGCAGGUGUUUAAAGACGUCACGUGAAAACCUGUCAGUUUUAUACUUUAAACAAACAAACAAAAGUUAUUUAGUUGUGUGCGUCAUGGCUAAUUUUUUU